AGAAGUUAACUUCUGUAAGGACGAGCUGCGUGGGAAAGGUGAUGCUGGCAGCUGCCUUUGCAGACGCCAACUCCAGCACCAUGAACAUGUCUGCUCAUCUCCACUUUGCCGGAGGGUACCUGCCCUCUGACUCAAAGGACUGGAGGACCAUCGUCCCAGCUCUCUUGGUGGCCGUGUGCCUGGUGGGCUUCACGGGGAACGUUUGCGUGAUCAGCGUUCUCCUUCACAGCGCUUGGAAAGGAAAGCCGUCCAUGAUCCACUCCCUGAUUCUGAAUCUCAGCCUGGCCGACCUCUCCCUCCUGCUGUUUUCGGCACCUGUCCGAGCUACAGCAUACUUCAAAAGUGUGUGGGACCUUGGCUGGUUUGUCUGCAAGUCCUCGGACUGGUUCGUCCACACGUGCAUGGCAGCCAAGAGCCUGACGAUCGUUGCAGUGGCCAAAGUGUGCUUCAUGUAUGCAAGCGCCCCAGCCAAGCCAGUAAGUAUGCACAACUGCACCAUCUGGUCGGUGCUCGUGGCCAUCUGGGCUGUGGCUAGCCUGCUGCCCCUGCCUGAGUGGUUCUUCAGCACCACCAGGCUUCAUGAGGGUGUGGAAAUGUGCCUCAUGGAUGUACCGCCUGUGGCCGAAGAGCUCAUGGCCAUGUUUGGGAAGCUCUACCCUCUCCUGGCAUUUUGCCUUCCAUCACUCUUUGCCAGUUUUUAUUUCUGGAGAGCUUAUGGCCAGUGUAGAAAACGAGGAACCAAGACUCAAAAUCUCAGAAACCAGAUGCGCUCCAAGCAACUCACAGUGAUGCUGCUGAGCAUCGCUGUCACCUCCGCGGUCCUCUGGCUCCCUGAAUGGGUAGCCUGGCUGUGGGUAUGGCACGUGAAGGCCAGAGGCCCGGCGCCGCCACAGGGUUUUAUAGCCCUGUCUCAAGUCCUCGUGUUUUCCACCUCUUCGGCAAAUCCUCUCAUUUUUCUAGUGAUGUCAGAGGAGUUCAAGGAAGAUUUGAAAGGCUUAUGGAAAUGGAUGAUAACCAAAAAGCAACCAACUGCCUCAGAGUCUCAGAAAACACCAGCUGGCCACUCAGAGGCCCCUCCCGACGAUGUUCCAGCUCCCGAGUUCCCAACAUCCAUACCAGAGAAGGAGAAAACUGGCUCUCCCUCCUCGGGCAUAGAGAAGAGCGAGAAGGCACAGAUGCCCAUCCUCCCUGAUGUAGAGCAGUUUUGGCAUGAGAGGGACACAGUCCCUUGUGUACAAGACAAUGACCCUGUCCCCUGGGAACACGAAGAUCAGGAGACAGGAGACUGUGACAAAUAGGUUAAGUUUCAAAGCAAAACAAAUUGUGAUUAUCGUAUUGACUUUUACUGCUGCUUGCCAACACCACAGCCUUGACCAUAUAUAACCCAGUAAAAUUACUAACGUUAGGAAUUACAAAAAUGCUUCACAGUAUCCAUUUUUGAAACAUGCAAUUUGGUAAGUAGAACACCAUGGUAGGGGCAAUGAUUGUGUUUCAGAAUUGUAUCUUGGCUAUCCGGAGUUAAGCUGAGUGUUGUGUAGAGAUGUUUCCAGCACACACAACUAGAAAUUCCAGCUAUUUUGUCCCUUGUUCACAACUGUGGUUUUAUUGGGGGCUCCUCGGGACCAUCCUACACUGGCCGGAGCAGAGCCCAUCUUUGCCAAAAGCUGAACUCCUUUCCUUUUACUUUCUUCCUGAGCCUGCUAGCCUUAAUGUUGCUUACCAAACUUUAUUUCAUAUAACCAAAGCUCAAAGUCUACUUCCACUUAAGAGAUUUUAAACACGUUAAUGAAUGUUAAGGAGUGAACUUCACUUACUUAAUCCAUAUCGAAUUUCCAUGACUGGAGUUGACAGAAUAAGGAUCACCACUUUACUGUGGACUGACUUCAAACCCAAGUUUAAGUAAAUUCACACUUCACCUUAUCCUCAAUAAUGUGUUUCACUUGUCUUUGUAAAGCUACUUCUGUCUUCAGUUUCUAAGUCUGAGGAUUUUAGCACCUUACCAUGACAUUCUAAAUUCUGAUAUGGAGAAAGAACUUUUUAUUGCCCUUCUCUCUCUUCCCAGUUACCUGUUCCUCCCAAUACCUCCUUUCAGUCAAGGCAAAUAGAAGCUAUAACUAAUGAUAAAGGUAGCAAUUGCUGCAGGCAACCUCCAAGUAAGAAGGAAUAGGGAUGGUCAUCUUUCUUGUUAAAUGAUACUAAAUAUCUCCCGAACACUCAAGUUGAACCCUGCCCCUGCCCAAGUUUUAAAAUACCUAAGGGUCUUUGUUAUAAAGAUAAUCAAGAGUACAAGAGAAGUACUUAUGUUUAAAAAAAAAAUAGUAUGAAAAGAAAAACUCCAGGGAUACAAAUGAGAAUUUGGCUAAGAAAGCAAACAGCACAAGGGCAAUACAGGAAAAAAAAAAAAAGGAAAAAGAAAAAAAAAAG
This is a messenger RNA of Mustela erminea (ermine), 2424 nucleotides long. RefSeq names its product G protein-coupled receptor 151 (gene GPR151). Gene Ontology annotation, molecular function: G protein-coupled receptor activity. Bases 42 to 1298 code for a protein of 418 amino acids. The transcript has a single exon. NCBI's taxonomy places the organism in Eukaryota, Metazoa, Chordata, Mammalia, Carnivora, Mustelidae. Gene Ontology annotation, biological process: G protein-coupled receptor signaling pathway. The record is from RefSeq and is a predicted model, not a curated record. Gene Ontology annotation, cellular component: membrane.